GUGGGCUAAGGUCUUGUGGUCUCGUAACAAAGUCGAUUCUUGAUUUGCAUUCGCUCAAAUAUACAUAGCCCACAUCCGUUUUGUUAUGUUUGUCACAGUGAGAUUGCAUUAGGGAAGUCUUUCUUUCGGGGAGUGUUCGUAGACGUAGACUUAUUAAAAUUCCGUAUAUAUCGAUUUGUUUGAACACAUCCGACAUCAAAAUUCUUGUCUCUGACUCCAUGCAGGAAGUAUAAACACGACAAUUUGUAUUGCUGUCACAGUAUUAUAUAAUCAAUAUUCAAUAUAGCUUGUGAGUCCAUAACUACCUCAACAAUGGCGUGCCAAACGUUACAUAUUUUGCUGGCGUUUUACUCUUGUAUACUAUGGACAAGCAUCCAAAGUGUCCCUCUACCUGGUAGAGGAAUAAGCGCAAAAGAUCAAAACACAGCCGUGAAUUACCUGACGAGGCUUGGCUACCUCAGCAUGCCUGAUCCUCGUGCUGGUCGACUUCGUAGCAACGCAGAACUCCGUGAAGGCAUUAAAAUGUUUCAAUUAUACACCGGCCUUCCAAUGACUGGCGUUGUUGAUAAGAAAACGAUGGAAAUGAUGGCAAAACCUCGAUGUGGAAUGCCCGACUUUGGAAGAACUGACAGCACAAAGAGAAGAAGAAGAUAUGCAGUCCAAGGAACCAUCUGGCAAAAAAAGGAACUCACCUACAUGAACGAUGGACGCCCCAGAAACAGCAUCUCGGAAACUGAAGUUGAACAACAAGUCGAUAAAGCGUUCGCGGAAUGGGAACGAGUGUCAACGUUAAAGUUCAUUAAAAGCAAAGAUAAAGAAUCAGACAUUCUUCUCAGAUUUGAAUCUGGGAUGCAUGAUGACGGUUAUCCAUUCGAUGGCCCGGGGGGAACCCUGGCUCAUGGAUUUUAUCCGCAUGAUAACACAGGACUUGCCGGGGAUGUGCAUUUUGACGAUGACGAAACUUGGAUUUUGAAGAAGGGAGAUAUAGGAACAGACUUUUACUGGACUGCUCUCCAUGAAAUCGGGCAUGCCUUAGGAUUGGAUCACUCAAAUUAUCAAAACGCUGUGAUGUAUCCAUUUUAUACUGGUUUCAAAGAUAAUUUACAGUUAAAUGAAGAUGAUGUGAAGGGAAUUCGUUAUCUUUACGGAAUGCCAGUGAUAAAAAUGGAAACAGCAGCGCCAUCUGUAACGAUGCCAACCGCCGCUCCAGGAAUGCCCCACGCUUGUUCUGUGAAUUCAUUUGAUGCGAUUUUUGUUGAUGCAAGCAGAAAAACGUAUUUCCUUCACGGGAAACAUUUCUGGAUCGUGCGCGAGAACGUGGACAGACAAGGACCGUUCCUCGUAAAAAGUUUCUGGCCAGAACUUCCCAGUAGCGUUGAUGCCGCUUACUACUCGGAGGGGAAUACAACCUUCUUUAAGGGGGAAAGCUGCUGGAUUUAUAAUGGAACACAGCUCCUCGCAGGUCCUGUUCCAAUACACGAUCAAUUUAAAGGUCUUGACUCAUUUGUUAAAAAGAUCGAUGCUGCAUUUAUUUGGGGUGCCAAUGGCAAGACAUAUCUUUUCUCCGGUGAUAGUUAUUGGAAAUACAACCAAGCUCUGAAGGUGAUGGACAUGGGUUACCCUGCGAAGAUCAACGUGUCCUGGACGGGUGUGCCGUCAAACCUGGACUCUGCGCUGACGUGGAUUAACGGAAGAACUUACUUUUUCCAAGGAACUGGAUUCUGGAUUUUUGAUAAUGUGAACAUCCAGACAAAACAUACGGAGCCCAUGAUGACUCGUGCAUAUUGGAUGAAAUGUCGAAAUGAGGAAUUGGACUCAAGCGGUUCUUCUAGCAUUUCCAAAAACUUUACAAUCCCAAUCAUCUCAUUACUUGCUUUCAUUUUGAAUUACGUGUUGUGGUAAAUAUUGGAGAGCAAGGAGAUAUUUGAGCGUUGAGCCGAUUCUGAUGUUUUCCCUGUAAAGUAUAUUUAUUUAACAUUGAAGAAGAUCAUGUACAAAACUCCAGGUUUAGAAUUGUAUUGUUGUAGUAUAACGAACCUAAAUUAUAAAUAUUGCUAGGUGAAACGUUGCAUAAUGAUAGUUGCGAUGAAUACAAUAGACGAUAGCCGUCAAACUUACAAAGACAUUUUUAACAAUGGCAAACCUUUUAAAUAGCAGUUGUUUUAAUAUCUUAUUUAUUAAUUAAAUA
This is a messenger RNA of Dendronephthya gigantea, 2188 nucleotides long. Its product is annotated as 72 kDa type IV collagenase-like. Gene Ontology annotation, molecular function: zinc ion binding; metalloendopeptidase activity. Gene Ontology annotation, biological process: collagen catabolic process; proteolysis; extracellular matrix organization. The record is from RefSeq and is a predicted model, not a curated record. Gene Ontology annotation, cellular component: extracellular matrix. NCBI's taxonomy places the organism in Eukaryota, Metazoa, Cnidaria, Anthozoa, Malacalcyonacea, Nephtheidae. The transcript has 6 exons. Bases 313 to 1902 code for a protein of 529 amino acids.